This is a messenger RNA of Puma concolor (puma), 1044 nucleotides long. NCBI's taxonomy places the organism in Eukaryota, Metazoa, Chordata, Mammalia, Carnivora, Felidae. The record is from RefSeq and is a predicted model, not a curated record.
AUGGAGCAGCAUCAGGGCGACCCAUGGGGUCAGGCAGGCGGUCUGGGGCUUCUACCUGUGGAGGUGACUCAAGGAGGAGGCAUCACUGACACGCCCAGCCUGGGUCACACGCCUUACGUGGACUACCACAAUCCCUCCAUCCCGGCCCUGACCCCUCUGCCUGUGCUUCCCCCAUCAGGUUACCAUCACUCUAAACUGCCGCUGUCUUCUGCUUUCUACUGCGACCUCGCCAACUGCCGCGGCAGCCCCGCCACGCCCCCCGCCAGCCCGCCCGAUCUCCUCGGCCGGCCACGUACGCCACUUACGCUGCCGGGGCGUCCCCGCCGCCGCCAAGCCCGCCGGGUGCAUCCUUCACCGCCGCAGCCGCUGCCGCCGCCGCCACCGCCCCAGCCGCUGUUCGAAAUGUGCCCGCCCGGCUCCCGCUACGGGUACACAACGCCGCUGACCGAUGCGGGCAAGGCCUUUUCCAUUGCCUUUGCGCUCCUGGGCGUGCCGGCCACCAUGCUGCUGCUGACGUCCUCGGCCCAGCGCCUGUCGCUGCUUCUGACCCACGCACCCCUCCUCCGGCUGACCACGCGUUGGGGCUGGGACCUCCGGCAGGCGGCCUGCUGGCACCUGGUGGUCCUGCUGGGAGUCGUAGUGACCACCUGCUUCCUGGUGCCGGCUGCCAUCUUCGCGCGCCUCGAGGAGGGCUGGAGCUUCCUGGACGCCUUCUACUUCUGCUUCAUCUCUCUGUCCACCAUCGGCCUGGGUGACUACGUGCCCGGAGAGGCCCCCGGCCAGCCCCACCGGGCCCUUUACAAGGUGCUGGUCACAGCCUACCUCUUCCUGGGCCUGGUCGCCAUGAUGCUAGUGCUGCAGACUUUCCGCUACGUGUCCGACCUUCACGGCUUCACGGAGCUCAUCCUGUUGCCCAGUCCUUGUCCCGCCAGCCCCGGCGAGGAUGACGACGAUCGGGUGGACAUCGUGGACCCGCAGCCGGAGUCACAGCACCAGCAGCUGGCCGCCGGCUCCCACGCCGACUACGCCUCCAUCCCCAGGUAG